CGCUUUAGAAUAAGUUUAUUCAUUAGAUCAUUUCAGCAGCUGCGUAGCGGAACAAAGCAGUUGAGAUAUUUGGAGUCAGCAGAUCUGAAACUUGAAAAAAUAACCGUCAAACCAUUCGUAAGUGUGGAGAAUGAUGAUAUGCCAAUGCUUCGAAAUGUGAUCGUAGAAUUGAAAAGGCUUAUUCCUAUUAAAUUGUUUAAAAAGAAAUGCUUCCAUGAUUUUCUUCUGGAUUACUCAGUGGAGCAACGACGUAUAUUGCGGAACAUAUACAAACAAAUUGAAGAAAGUCAUAUGGUUGGAUCCGCUAUUGAUGAAAUAGUUGUGGUACUUGAUAAAUCGAAAGUAUACUGGGCGCUGGACGAAUUGGAAAAUGCGACCCAAAUCAUACGAGUGGGUAUCGAUUGUAUAAGAUUUGUGUUAGAUAUAUUUAGUGAAAGCUGGAUUGUUUACAGCGGUGAUUUCGCAUUUUUUCCUGCACCAUGGUCUACUUCUUCUGGAGACGUAGACGUUUCCACGGUUAGAUGGAUGGCUGAAGGAAUUCUUUGUUCAAUUGUUAAUCGCCCAGGUAUCGCAAUGAAUGAUCUCAAAUUGAAGUAUUCCUUUGCUUUACAACCUCGAUUUUUCAUGGAUUUAAUCAAACUACUUGAAAGGUUUGGAUGCAUUGUAUUAAAGCAAAUCAGAUCGAUACCAGCUAAUCUUAAUUCACCUUUCCUUGAUGAAGGUAUUUUGCAUUUAUUUUUUAAGAUAAUUUUUCUUAUUUUUUAUUGUUUUUUACAAUUGUUUUAUAAUUUCUCAAAGCGAUUAUUCUAA
Messenger RNA from Dracunculus medinensis (Guinea worm), 810 nucleotides. NCBI's taxonomy places the organism in Eukaryota, Metazoa, Nematoda, Chromadorea, Rhabditida, Dracunculidae. The record is from the annotation of a GenBank genome assembly.